UUUUUUAAGAAAUCAGCUGCCGCCCGCACUCUCCGUACCGUCUCUCUCCCUUAUCUUCCAGCUCUCCUCCCUCUCUCUCUCUCUCUUACAGCUACUUGCUCAAUUUCUUCUCACACCAAACACCGUCACCACAGCUCACACCUCCGGCCGAUCCUCCUCCUCCACCGUCCUUCCGGUUCGAUCUCUCUCUCUCUCUCCUCGCGUUGGUCGCCGCUUUCUUGUUCCACGUCGCCGGAACAACUAAGGCACCAUCAGAUCUUCCACGUCCAGCUCGUGUUGUGGCGUCACAGCCUUCUUCGCGCUAUUUUCUUGUUACCUACAGUUAGUAUGACUCCUUUUGUUUACACAUGGUACAUCGGCUUAAGAUUCGAGUUCUGAAGUUUUGAAUGGUGUUAGUAUGCUGUCCAGUUGGAGUUGAGGUUCAAGUAGUAAAUCCUUGGGCCUCAUACGCUACUUGUUGCAUGAGGAUACAAAUUCAGAAAUAUGUAUCCUCCUUUCCUUCUAACAAUUUGGACGACUUGAGAUUGAUUCUAGUCCAACAGGUGCCAACAGUGAAAGACUAUCUUGUUACCAUGUCUGAUCAUAUCACAAAGUCAUACCAAGAAGGGAAUGGAGCGUCGACUCGACCCUACCAUUCAGUUUGGUUGGCUCACUGGUCACGUUCAGGCUGCAAAUCAGCAAAUGGAGCUUGCUAUAAUUUAUCAACCAGCGACGAGUCUUGUGAAGAGAGUUCUCAAGCUAAAAAGCGCUCCUUGCUGGAUGGUUCGGUGCCAGUUACUAUAACUGGAAAACUUGACAUUGGGUCUGGAAAAGUAGCAGGAGUAAGAGUAAGUGCAGAUAAUCUCAACCAUGAGAGUUUAACUGGGAGAUCUAAGAAGAGGAGGAAAGAAAGGUUAGAUUCUGAGUCCUUGCCUAUGCUCAAUGUUUCUCAGCAUAGAGGGGGUAAACUGGCUGUGAAUAUUGAACAGGCUACGGCUAGUCAAGGUGGAGAUUUGAAAUUUCACACUUGUUCUGGCUCUGGGCACAAUACUUCAUCUCUGGAUGGAAAGAGUCGAUCACUAUCACUGCUCGCAGUAGUCCCUGAAAGAGGUAAUCCUAAUAAGGAAAAGAUGAAGUCCAAGGACAUUACAGCGUAUCAACAGCAACAUGAGAAUUCCAAUGAACUUCUUAACAACAAUGCUUUAAACGUUUCACCACUUAUUGGAGAUGGGACUAUGGGAUCAGCUUCCAGCUUUAUACCAUAUGGUAUGAGUAAUAGAUUUCCAUUCGCCACAUGUGAACAAAGCAUCAACAACGAACCAAGUUCGUAUUUGUCAUCCAAAACACAGGUUGGAAAUAGUAAUUUCCACGCUUACUCUACUCUUUUUGUACAAGAGACAAAAAUCAACCAACUUUUGGAUUCAACACAAGCUACAAAUGCACUGUCAAGACAGCACAUGAGAACGUUUUUACUGCAUAAUCCAUCGUCAAACAAUCUUGACCAACCAAAUCCAUUCCCCAUACAGUGUGAUACUAGGAAAAGUAGUUCUGACACCUUACCUUUUCAAAGUCAGAGCAACCAUGCAGGAACGACCUUACCACAAUACUUAUACCAUGGAGGUUACUCAAUGCAGAGACUCCCAUUUUCUGUCCAUGACGUGGAAACUAUGAGAAUAUGUUCCACCGUGGACUCUGUUGGACAGGCGCUCAAGGUUCCUCCAAAGUUUUGUCAGACAACUCACCGUUUUAUGAUCACUAAAAAAACUGAUGUUGACUUAUAUGGAGGUCAGGAGUUUAGAGAGGUAGUGGCAUCUACCAAUCUCAAAGAAAAAACUACACGUGCUCACCUUAGUUCAUCCACUAAUUCUGGCAGACACGAUCAGAAUGAUAUCGGAGAAAAUGAAAAUCUCAGUAACAUGAGAAGCGCAACUUCUUUGAGCAAUGAAUCAUCAUCUGAAACUGAUAUUAUGGACAUGGAUGAAUACCAAGGGAACCAUUUGAGGGGUUUGGAUACAUCACAAGCAAAUAAGGGGUUGAGGAGUUCAAAAUCACCAUUGCUCUCUGUAAGUGCUGCUAGUUCGGAUAGAAAACAAAUUGAAGAUCAGCUUCCAAAGAAAAGGUUACUUGAUAUAAAUGAAAAGCCACCCAAUCGUUCGACUUCUGUGAGCUUGAUGGAAAACGAGGAGUCAAGUACCUCUAAAACACAAACUUUGGAUGUAGAACACCUCCUUCCAAAUGCCGAGCAGCCAAGAUUUUCAAACUCCAAUGUCCCUCCAGAGGACUAUUCUAAACGAGAGAGAGACAACGAGUGGGUUAAACGUCUUAGGCCAUGUGCCUCAGAGUCUGUUCAUGAUACAAAGAGUACAAAAAAGGAAGAAGACUCUCCAUCUGAUAAAGCCAAUCGACUCUUCAGUAAAAUGAAAUGCAGCUCAACCAGCUCUGACCGCUCUAGGGGUCCUCUCCGCGGACAAGAACAAUUGGCAAUCACUCAGGCAACAACUAUAGUCAAGGAUAGCAGAUCCACUAAUCGAGAAAUGAUACUCUCCAGUCCUUGGAUACGCCGAUUAUGUCAUAAUAGACCUGCGCCUUGUGCAAGAAAUCUUGAAACCGCAGUGGUUCACAAAUCGCAGGAUUCAAAACCAACACUACAUCAAGCAUUUCCCAGCAUAGCUGCUAUGGCAUUGAUGGGCAAGACGGUGACUGGGCUUCCGCCAUGUGAGUUCAUUAGGAGAGGAUCUUCUUUAGUUUGGAAUAACGAGGGAGUUUGACAUCCCCAAGUCUCUCAGGGUUCUGUCACCGUUGAUAUUUUGGAAUCAGAUUAUCCUAUGAAAUUGCCUGACCAUUAUCAACUCAAGUUUGAACUGCUAGAGAGACCACAAAUGCUGUUUUAAUGAUCUGCUAAAUUAUCAUCGACCUCCAGUCGUCUGCUUUGAACCUAAGGGCUAAAUUAAGCUUAUGGAUAAGUUCGUUACACUUCGUACCACUACCUGAAUGGAGCCAGAGGAAUGUUGUUGGCUCUUUUUACAUGAUUUUGUGCUCAAGGAUUGCUCGUCCGGGACUAAAAGGGAACCCAAGCUAUCCACUUAUUUGCAGUAAAGAAACAAGCAGGCUCGUUGUAUACAAUUCUAUAGUUUUAAGUGAUUUGUAUUCUGCGUGGAACCAUUAAAAGUGCCGAUACUGCAUUCCCCUUUCUCAAUAUAUGGUACCACUUUUUGCGUA
Cucumis melo (muskmelon) is the source of this 3198-nucleotide messenger RNA. RefSeq lists its product as uncharacterized. The record is from RefSeq and is a predicted model, not a curated record. The transcript is spliced from 5 exons. Bases 387 to 2747 code for a protein of 786 amino acids. Lineage: Eukaryota; Viridiplantae; Streptophyta; Magnoliopsida; Cucurbitales; Cucurbitaceae. Gene Ontology annotation, biological process: regulation of photomorphogenesis.